CUUUGAUUCAGUCACUCGUUUUAUCUUCUAUCAUGGUCAAGAUCGACUCUUUUCUGGCCUAUAUGGCCUUCGGAGCGGGUGCGCUGGCACAUCCCUUCGAAGCUCGCACCAUCAAGCACAUUGACAGACGCUUCUGUCCUCAUGAGGAGACCCGUAUUUUGGCUCGCGCUGAUUCGACUUCCUCUGCGAGUAUACCUAAGGCGACCGCCUGGAAUCCGCCAUCGACAAUGGUGACCGCGCUUGACCAGGUAUGGAAUCAAACAAUGAAAGAGAAUCCAGAUGGCCUCAAGGACGAAAAUUGGAUCAUCGAUCAGCUGAUGGCCAGCAACGGCAGCCUUAACUAUUGCGUACGAUGGAAUCAUUCUGGCAAGAGCAAUGCUACCACGCGUGCCUCGACUGUAACGGCUCUACAGCGUUCUAUGCAGAAGUGGUUCGACACACUUGUGGGUUUUGAGGGCUUCCCCUUGACCAAGCUGAACGUCAAUGUUGUUGGUUACGCAGUCAAGGAUAAGAGUCUGAUCCAGGGUGACACAACUGGGCUUGAUGUCUACACCACGGCUGAUGCCGAUGGUGUGCCCGAGUGCGAUGUGCGCUGCUAUCGCGGUGCGCAUCUUGAUGGUGAUAUGAGCGAAUGCCCUGGUGGCACAAGUCGUCACUACGAUAUCAGUUUGUGGCUCGACAAGAGCCUUGGGAGCGGUGAGGUAGGCGGUUACGGCUACAACUGGGGUGAAGAGAUUGGUCCGGACUACUUCUUCGACAACAUCAACAACGACAACAUACAUAUCUUGUUGCACGAGAUGGGCCACGGAUUCGGUCUGCUUGACUUCUAUGAUUGGGAGCCUAAAGACCAGUCUAGUUUCAUCAUGAUGGCUGGUAGCGCGAUGGAGAUCACCGAGUUCGAUGCUUGGAUGCUGCGCGACUGGUGGAGGAAGUUGAAGGCGGUUCGAAACUGGUAA
This is a messenger RNA of Dothidotthia symphoricarpi CBS 119687, 956 nucleotides long. RefSeq lists its product as uncharacterized. The transcript has 3 exons. Lineage: Eukaryota; Fungi; Ascomycota; Dothideomycetes; Pleosporales; Dothidotthiaceae. The record is from RefSeq and is a predicted model, not a curated record. The coding region runs from base 33 to 956 and encodes 307 amino acids.